Messenger RNA from Sorex araneus (European shrew), 4194 nucleotides. Its product is annotated as ornithine decarboxylase-like. Gene Ontology annotation, cellular component: cytoplasm. Bases 2976 to 3617 code for a protein of 213 amino acids. The record is from RefSeq and is a predicted model, not a curated record. The transcript has a single exon. Lineage: Eukaryota; Metazoa; Chordata; Mammalia; Eulipotyphla; Soricidae. Gene Ontology annotation, molecular function: ornithine decarboxylase activity.
ACUGGUGAAGGGAUGGGUGUUUGAGUAUUGUAUAACUGAGACAUAAGCCUGAGAACUUUGUAACUUUCCACAUGGUGAUUCAAUAAAAUAAAACACACACACAAUAAAAAUGAUAUGAAAUAGAUAAAUCUUGCAAAUGCAACUUUUAGUAAGAGUAAAAAGAAUUAAGAAAAGGUUCUGUGUGUGGUGGGGGGUAGAAAUCAGAACUCGAGGCUCUGCUCUUUGCUUCUGGGGCCCUGAUGUUGGCCUCAGUAUCCCCUGCUGAGCUAUCCCUUGGUCCCUGCUUCAUGUGUCCUUCCCAGGAGGAGACUGAAUUAACACUAAAUGGUCCCUGGGGGUUGGCAGCGAAGGUCUCAGAAGUGAAGUUGUGGGUCCAUCUGUGACCCCUUUCCUCGGGUGCUGAGCUAAGCCAGCUGCGGGCAUCUGUGUCCCUUCUCCACCCCGCUCUGGUCUCCCCCUGGGUCUCCUGGGCACCCUGGGCACUGUCCCAGGGCUGAUGACUGCACCUUUCCUCCAUCAUACAGGCCUGUCUGUGGCUGCAGCCGGGCCUGGACACUCCUGCACUGCCCUGGCCAUGCUCCUAGUGAGCUCUGCUGCUCCCUGACGGUUGCUCUCAUAAGGCCGUGCUUAAACGACGAAAUCUGUAUUUAUGGAUUUAAUAACUGCUGGAGAAUUAUUCAUGCGGAGGCCAGUGUAUUCCUUCAAAGGGCAGAGUGAGAAAAUAAAAACAAAGGCCUCCUGCGUCUCCUCUCCACAUAGAGGGGAGGCAGGUCUAGAGAGAAGCCCGAGGGUGGCCUUGGGGUCUCAGCUCUAACUGCCUCUAAGGCUGCCCCUGACUUACGCUGCACACCCCAGGCCAGCAAACCCGUUCUUCUAGGAAUUUCUACAGCAUGCUCACCUGCUCUGGGGAAGGCAGGCUUGCUGGGGGAGAGGGCCCCAGGACAGCAGCGACCCUCGUUUCACCCCUGCAACACAACCAGGAAUGAUCCCUGAGCACAGAGCUGGGAGUAGUCUCUUAACAGCUGGGUACAACUGAACCCCCUGCAUCCUGCCUCUCCACCCAACAGAGAAUGAAUCGGGCACUGGAUAGAAGAGACGGGCAGCAGGGUGGGGCAGACGGUCCUGUCUUCCAGUCUCCCCCGGGCAUACUCCAUGUUGGUCUGCAGAUUCUGCAGAAUGCUGAAUCCUUAGCUGAAUAACUCUCUUUGCUUAUUCAUUUUAUUUCAUUGCAUUAAUUUGAUUUUGGCGGUGCUCAGGACUUUCUCCUGACUGCUCAGGAGUCACUCCUGGUAGUGUUUGAAGGAUCCUACGUGGUACUGGGACCAUCUACAGGGCCUUACCAACUGUUCUAGCUCUCAGAUCACUUAGUUUAUUCCUGUUUGUUUAUUUGGGGGCCCUCCCCAUUGGUGUUGGGGAUCUGGUAGACUCAGAUUAGCAUGAGAGGGUUCAUUUCUUGUCUAACAUCCCGUCCGGAGGGAAUCACUGCAGCCCUGCACAGACAGGUGGGCCCGUAGCUUCAGCUUUGCAACUAUGCCCUGCACUGGAACCACAGGAAUCCCUAGAACAGCCUCACACUCCCUCUAGUGAUGCUCCAUGAAUGCUGUGCCUUAACUGGUGCCGAGGAAGCAGGUCUUGGUUUAUGGCCACUGUCCGCUGACAAUGGGUGGUUUCCACCCCUGCAAUCCCUGUCCAGUAACCUGCAUUCUUUUUGUAUUGAGGCCCUGUAAUUUACAAUACAUUCACUGUAUCAUGUAUCACGGUCAUCCCGUUGAUCAUUGAUUUGCUCAAGCGGGUGCCAGUAAUGUCUCCAUUCAUCCUAGCCCUGAGAUUUUAGCAGCCUCUCUUUACUCAUUCUUCCCAGUGGUGCCACAUUGGAGGCUCUUUCAGGGUAAGGGGAAUGAUACCUAUCAUUGUUACUGUAUUUGGCAUAUCAAAUACACCACGGAGAGCUUGCCAGGCUCUGUGUGCAGGCAGGAUGCUCUUGGUACCUUGCCAGGUUCUCUGAGAGGGAGAACUAGGCUAUAAGUGGUCCUGGAGCAUUGUUUUAUAGUCUCUGGAUCUUGGCCGUUGAUGGGAUUACACGGUGCUGGGGGCAGUUUGUGGGUGUAGCUGCCAAACUACUGGAAAAUGGGGGGUCUGGGUGGAGGAGGCCCAGUCCCGAUUUGAGCAGGCUUGGACAUCUCAGCCCCGAGUCCUGCACACCUGGGUUCCUCUGCCGAUUCCUUCAUGUGUGAGGCUCGUCCGAACGUGUGGAGAGGGGCCUUGAGCAUGGCUGUGGCUGGGUUCCAGAGGUCUUCAGCUGCCGGGGCUCUGCUCAGGGUGGGGAGGGAAACUCAACCUGCCCUGCUCCGAGGGGCCCUGGUGAAGACAGCCAGGCGCGGGGGCAAGAGACUCUGCCUACACCUCCUUUUAUGCUGUCUAAUGUCCAGUAACUAGGCAGUCACACCCAGGGACUGUUCCCGGCGCCAUGUAAUCCCACCAACAGCCAACAUCCAGAGACUAUAAAAACCAAACACCCAGGCAUCUUAUAGUCUAGUUCUUCUGGGAGAACCUGGUAAGCUACCAAGAAUUUCCUGCCCACAUGGGAGAGUCUCGCAAACUCCCCAUGGUGUAUUCAUAUGCCAAAACCAGUAACAAUGAUGGGUCUCAUUCCCCUGACCCUGAAAGAGCCUCCAAUUCAGCACCAUUGGGAAGGAUAAAUAAAGAGAGGCUUCUAAACUCUCAGGGCUAGGGCGAAUGGAGACCUUACUGAGACUGCUCAAGAAAUUCGAUGAUCAACAGGAUGAUGAUGAUGAAUGCAAUGAUAGCAGAACCAUAUUGAAGACCCUUGCUGCUAUCGGGGCAGGGUUUAAUUGUGCCAGUAAGAAUUAAAUACAAUUGGUGCAGAGUCUUGGGGUGCCUCCAGAAAGGAUUAUCUAUGCAAAUCCUUGUAAACAAGUGUCUCAAAUUAAGUAUGUGCCAAUAAUGGAGUCCAAAUGAUGACAUUUGAUAGUGAAGUUGAGCUGAUGAAAGUUGCCAGGGCACAUCCCAAGGCAAAGUUGGUUUUGCGGAUUGCCACAGAUGAUUCCAAAGCAAUUUGUCACCUUAGUGUUAAAUUUGGCACCAGCAGGCUGCUCUUGGAAGGGGCAAAAGAACUGAACAUUGAUGUCCUUGGUGUCAGCUUCCAUGUGGGCAGUGGCUGUCCUGACACUGAGACCUUUGUGCAGGCCACUUCUGAUGCUUGCUGUACCUUUGACAUGGUGGCUGAGGUUGGCUUCAGUAUGUAUCUGCUUGAUAUUGAUGUUGGUUUUCCUGCAUCUGAGGAUAUAAAGCUUAAAUUUGGAGAGAUCACCAGUGUAGUCAACCCAGCACUUGACAAGUAUUUUCUCUCUGACUCGGGAGUGAGAAUUAUAGCUGAGCCGGGAAGAUACUGUGUUGCCUCAGCAUUUACACUUGCAGUUAAUAUAAUUGCUAAAAAACUUGUUAUAAAGGAACAGAUGGGCUCUGGUGAUGAAGAUGAGCCGAGUGAACAGACCUUUACGUAUUAUGCGAAUGAUGGAGUAUAUGGAUCAUUUAAUUGCAUCCUUUGUGAUCAUGCACACGUGAAGCCUCUUCUGCAAGAGACCCAAACCAGAUGAGACUAUUACUCCUCUAGCAUAUGGGGGCCAACAUGUGAUGGCCUGGAUGGUAUAGCUGAACGCUGUGACCUGCCCGAGAUGCAUGAGAAUGAUUAGAUGCUCUUUGAAAACAUGGGUGCUUCAUGUAUGUUCAUCGCAGCACUGUUUACAAUAGCCAGAAUCUGGAAAAAACCCGAAUGCCCCAGAACGGAUGACUGGUUGAGGAAACUUUGGUACAUCUAUACAAUGGAAUACUAUGCAGCUGUUAGAAAAAAGGAGGUCAAGAAUUUUGUAGUCAAGUGGAUGGGCAUGAAAAGUUCCAUGCUGAGUGAAAUGAGUCAGAAAGAGAGAGACAGACAUAGAAAGAUUGCACUCAUCUAUGGUAUAUAGAAUAACAGAGUGGGAGACUAACACCCAAGAACUGUAGAAAUAAGUACCAGGAGGUUGACUCCAUGGCUUCGAGGCUGGCCUCACGUUCCGGGGAAAGGUCAACUCAGAGAAGCGAUCACCAACUACAUUGUAGUCGAAGGCCAUGUGGGGGAAGGGAGUUGCGGGCUGAAUGAGGGCUAGAGACUGAGCACAGCGGCCACUCAACACC